Messenger RNA from Symphalangus syndactylus (siamang), 4807 nucleotides. It is a transcript of the gene GTPBP10, whose product is annotated as GTP binding protein 10. Gene Ontology annotation, cellular component: mitochondrion. Gene Ontology annotation, molecular function: GTP binding; GTPase activity; magnesium ion binding. NCBI's taxonomy places the organism in Eukaryota, Metazoa, Chordata, Mammalia, Primates, Hylobatidae. The record is from RefSeq and is a predicted model, not a curated record.
GCAGACACACUAUGUGUAACUUUAUGGAAGUACAUCGUAAUUUCUGUCAUGCUUUUGCUUUUCUCUUUCCCCCCAAAAAAAGUUUCUAUAGGGUACCAAUACCUCUUCCACCAUUUGCUUUAGUUUCAGUGCCUGUUUCACAGAAGGAUGCAUGUCAUAGAAGAAGUCAAAAUCAGUCCUGAAUAAUAGGAGCCCUUCUGCCAGAUUAUCUAAUGUUGGUUUUUCUGGUAGUUUAUUCUGUGUUUUCUUCCUUGUUAUCUGGCACUGGAUCUGAAGCACUCAUCAAGCUGUCUUCUGUUAAUUCCUCUGGUUUAGUGUCUGUUAGCUCUUGAGUUUCUUCAAGAUCCAUUUCUUGAAGUCCUUUACCCACUCUCCCGCCAUUUUUGGUAUAUUCACAGUCUCUUUCGUGAUUUCCUUGAUUGGCUCUGUUGUAAAUCCUGUGAAGUUAUAUAACACAACACCUGGACAAAGUAUUCUUUAGCACAAACUUAUUGUUUUGGGCUUAUGGCUUUCAUGGCUUUUUCAAUAACAGUGGCAUCUUCAAUGAUGUAAUACUUCCAGAUUUUCCUGAAGUUUUCUCUAUUGGUGUUCUUUUCCAUAGUUGACAGUCCUUUCCAUAGAAAAUCAUGUUUAAUGAGCCUUAAAGGUCCUUGCGACCUCCUGAUCUAGAGACUGAUUUAAAGACAUUGUGUUUGGGGGCAAGGACACCACUUCAGUGCCUUUGGUGUUGAAUUCAUGGGGUUCUGGGUAGUGGGGAGGUGGGGCACUAUCUAAUAGCAGAGGAACUUUAUAAGUCAGUCUCGUAUUGGGAAGGUACUUCCUGACUUCAGGGAGAAAGCAUCCAUGGAACCAGUCCAGAGAAAAGGUUUUUGUUCUCUAGGCCUUCUUAUCCAACAAAGACUGGCAGCUGAUGUUUAUCUUUCCCUUUCAAGAUUGAGGGGUUAGCAGGUUUAUAGAUAAGGACAGUCCUGAUUAUAAACACAACUGCAUUUGCACAGUACAGUAGGGUUAGCCUAUCCCUUCCUGGCUUAAAUCCUGGUGUUCACUUCUCUUCCUUACUAAUGUCUUUUGUAGCAUGUUUUCCAGAAUAGGGUACUUCCAUCAGCAUUAACAACCUGAUUUGGGAGAUACUCUUUCUCCUCAGUGAUUUUCUUAAUGGCAUCUGGGAACUCAUCUGCUGCCUCUUAGUUGGCAGAACUGGCUUCUCCUGUUAUCUUGAUAUUUCUAAAGCCAAAGCCAAACCUAUUUCUUCUUCUUUUUUUUUUUUUUAAAUUAUACUUUAAGUUCUAGGGUACAUGUACACAACGUGCAGUUUUGUUACAUAGGUAUACAUGUGCCAUGUUGGUUUGCUGCACCCAUUAACUUUUCAUUUACAUUGGGUAUUUCUCCUAAUGCUGUCUCUCCCCCAGCCCCCCACCCCAUGACAGGUUCCAGUGUGUGAUGUCCCUCUCCCCCACCGUGUCCAGAUGUUCUCAUUGUUCAGUUCCCACCUAUGAGUGAGAACAUGUGGUAUUUGGUUUUCUGUCCUUGUGAUAGUUUGGUCAGAAUGAUGGUUUCCAGCAGCAUCCAUGUCCCUGCAAAGGACAGGAACUCAUCUUUUUUAUGGCUGCAUAGCAUUCCAUGGUGUAUAUGUGCCACAUUUUCUUAAUCCAGUCUAUCAUUGAUGGACAUUUGGGUUGGUUCCAAGUAUUUGCUGUUGUGAAUAGUGCCACAAUAAACAUACGUGUGCUUGUGUCUUUAUGGUGGCAUGAUUUAUAAUCCUUUGGGUAUAUGCCCAGUAAUGGGAUGGCUGGGUCAAAUGGUAUUUCUAGUUCUAGAUUCUUGAGGAAUCCCCACACUGUCUUCCACAGUCAAACCUCUUUCUAAAAUUAUCAAAUCAUCCUUUACUGGCAAUUAAUUCUUUAUCUUUAGAUCCUUCACAUUCCUUUUGCUUUUAAGUUGUCAUAUAGUAACUUAACUUUUUCUUGAAUUGUAUUAGUCUAUGUUUUUAAAAUAGCAAUCCUGCAUCUGCAUAAAAGUUGCAUUUUUAAUACAAGAUAAAAAAAUCCACAAAAAGUGCAAGGUUUUCACACCUCUUGGCAUAGCUGCUGCAGUGGCUUCAUGAAUUUUUUUCUUUUUUUACAUUGAUUCUUAUUCUGGAUUCAUUUAUCUUGAAAUAGCAGGCCAUCGCAGCUACAGAUUUUAAUCUGUGGUACAUAUCAAGCAAUUCAUCUUUCUAUUAUAAUGUCAUGACUUUACUUCUUGGGAGCACUGCCAGCAUCACUAGUGGCAUGUUGUAUGAGUUCCAUGGUGGUGUUCAAGGUUUACAGUAUAGCACUGAACAUGAUGAAAAAUGCAAGAGAACUGUGAGAGGUUACUUUUUACUGACUUACAAAAUGUACUGGCAAGACGAACUGCUCAUGGGGAGAUGAUUAGCAUCACAUGGCCUUUUAAGUGGCAACUUGGAACACUUGAGCUCACAGGAUAGCUGCAGGAGUAUGGAAAUUUCAUUGAUAACCUAAGACUCUUCACCAGGGGAGGAUCUGGUGGAAUGGGUUAUCCUCGUUUAGGUGGAGAAGGUGGAAAAGGUGGUGACGUCUGGGUUGUAGCCCAGAACAGAAUGACUUUAAAACAACUUAAAGACAAGUAUCCUCAGAAACGGUUUGUGGCUGGAGUAGGAGCAAACAGCAAAAUUAGUGCACUGAAAGGCUCCAAAGGAAAAGACUGUGAAAUCCCUGUACCUGUGGGUAUUUCAGUAACUGAUGAAAAUGGUAAAAUUAUAGGAGAACUCAAUAAAGAGAAUGAAAGAAUUUUGGUAGCUGAAGGAGGUCUUGGUGGUAAAUUACUUACAAAUUUCUUACCACUGAAAGGCCAGAAACGAAUAAUUCACCUUGAUCUAAAACUUAUAGCUGAUGUAGGUCUAGUAGGAUUCCCAAAUGCUGGAAAAUCCUCUUUGCUAAGUCGUGUUUCUCAUGCAAAACCUGCAAUUGCAGAUUACGCAUUUACAACAUUAAAGCCUGAACUUGGAAAGAUUAUGUACAGUGAUUUCAAACAGAUAUCAGUAGCUGAUCUUCCGGGUUUAAUAGAAGGAGCACAUAUGAACAAAGGAAUGGGCCACAAAUUCCUCAAGCAUAUAGAAAGAACUAGACAACUACUUUUUGUUGUUGAUAUUUCUGGAUUUCAGCUUUCUUCUCACACUCAAUACAGAACAGCUUUUGAAACCAUAAUACUGCUUACAAAAGAGUUGGAAUUGUACAAAGAGGAACUUCAGACAAAACCUGCACUCUUGGCAGUUAAUAAAAUGGACUUGCCAGAUGCCCAAGAUAAGUUCCAUGAAUUGAUGAGCCAGCUCCAGAAUCCUAAAGAUUUUCUGCAUUUAUUUGGAAAAAACAUGAUUCCAGAGAGGACUGUAGAGUUCCAACAUAUCAUCCCCAUAUCUGCAGUUACUGGAGAAGGAAUCGAAGAAUUAAAGAAUUGUAUAAGAAAGUCACUGGAUGAACAGGCCAACCAGGAAAAUGAUGCACAUCAUAAGAAACAAUUGCUUAAUUUGUGGAUUUCUGAUACAGUAUCUUCUAGUGAGCCACCAUCAAAGCAUGCUGUUACUACUUCCAAAAUGGAUAUAAUUUAAAUAUAUUAAAAAUGGUAUUGAUGGAAUAGUAUUUAAUGCUUAAAAACAAGGAAAUCCUUUCGUCUGUGACAACUUGGAGGACAUGUUAAGUAAAUAAGCCAGGCUUAGAAAGACAAAUGCUGCAUAAUCUCACUUACAUGUGGAAUCUUAAAAAGUUGAACUCAUAGAAGGAGAGAAUAGAAUGGUGGUUAUCAAGGGCUGUUGGGGCAGUGGAGGAUUGAGGAGAUGUUGGUCAAAAUAUACAAAAUUUCAGUUAGACAAGGCAACUGAGUUCAAGAAACCUAUUGUACAGCUUGGUGACUGUAAUUAACAACAAUGUAUUUUGAAAGUCACUGAGUAAAUUUUAAGUGGUUUUUCCAAAAAAGCACAUAAGGUAAUGCACGUUAAUUAGCUAUAUUGAGCCAUUCCACAAUGUAUAGAUAUUUCAAAACAUGUUACACAUGAUAAAUCCAGUUUUUCUACAUCAUUUUUUAAAAUUAUAUUUAAUUUUUUUAUUUUGAAAGUUUUUUCACAGAUCUUUUUUUUGGUAUUAUUACCUUCUGAUAUAUGUGUCAUUAUUGCAGAACCAUACCUUUAAAGUUAUUAUUUUGUAAUUAAGUAUGUCCACAGUAAAAAAUAACCAGUGGCCAGCCAUGGUGGCUCAUGCUUGUAAUCCCAGCACUUUCGGAGGCCAAGGAGGGCAGAUCACUUGAGGUCAGGAGUUCAAGACCAGCCUGGCCAACAUGGUGAAACCCCAUCUCUACUAAAAAUAUAAAAAAUUAGCCAGGCAUAGUGGCACAUGCCUGUUGUCCCAGCUACUCUAGCGGCUGAGGCAGGAGAAUCGCUUGAAUGCAGGAGGUGGAGGAUAUAGUGAACCCGAGGUGGCGCCACUGUACUCCAGCCUGGGUGACAGAGCUAGACUCCAUCUCAAAAAAAAAAAAAAAGAGCUAAAAAAUUACAUUUUACAAGUUUAUGGCCAGCCCACCUGUAAUAACAUUCUCUGAUAUUCCUUUACUUAGGUUGUCCCUAUUGAGAUCAUUUUUUAAAUUUAUGUAGAAGGAUUCUCUAGAUUAUUAUUAGAAUGAGCAAUUCAGUUUUGUUUGUUUUUGAGCCUGUCUUGUAUCUGGUUGCACUAAAUAUAUAAUAGUUAUUUUUUGUGGAGACCUUAAAACCCUAAAUUUGAACACAUGUUCAAUGAUAAUAAAGAUAUAACAGAAACUA